Messenger RNA from Brassica napus (rape), 465 nucleotides. RefSeq names its product uroporphyrinogen decarboxylase 1, chloroplastic-like. The record is from RefSeq and is a predicted model, not a curated record. NCBI's taxonomy places the organism in Eukaryota, Viridiplantae, Streptophyta, Magnoliopsida, Brassicales, Brassicaceae. The coding region runs from base 1 to 465 and encodes 154 amino acids. Gene Ontology annotation, molecular function: uroporphyrinogen decarboxylase activity. The transcript is spliced from 3 exons. Gene Ontology annotation, biological process: porphyrin-containing compound biosynthetic process.
AUGAGUUUAUCAUCUCCAACCAGAGAGAGAUCAGAGACCACUGACCUCAUCGUCGAAAUCUCCUUGCAGCCUUGCCACGCUUUCAGACCAGACGACGUCAUCAUCUUCUCCGACAUCCUCACUCCUCUACCCGACUUCGGCGUCCCCUUCGACAUCGAAGAAGUCAAAGGACCCGUGAUACAGUCUCCCAUCAGAACUCAAGAAGAUUUGAAGAGACUGCAUCCUAUCGAUCUCGAGAAGCUUCGGUUCGUUGGUGACUCUCUCGAGAUUCUGAGACGAGAGGUUGGGGAACACGCUGCUGUGUUGGGUUUCGUUGUGGUGAAGAGUGCUGGACCAAAAGCGCAUAUACUCAACCUAGGACAUGGUGUCUUGGUAGGGACACCAGAGGAAGCUGUGGCUCAUUUCUUUGAAACCGCCAGGAGCUUGGAUUACCAAACACUUUUCCCUAAUCAUGUUGCGGCAUAG